Sinocyclocheilus anshuiensis is the source of this 650-nucleotide messenger RNA. RefSeq names its product tubulin alpha-1C chain-like. The transcript is spliced from 4 exons. The coding region runs from base 111 to 650 and encodes 179 amino acids. Gene Ontology annotation, biological process: microtubule-based process. Lineage: Eukaryota; Metazoa; Chordata; Actinopteri; Cypriniformes; Cyprinidae. Gene Ontology annotation, molecular function: GTP binding; structural constituent of cytoskeleton. The record is from RefSeq and is a predicted model, not a curated record. Gene Ontology annotation, cellular component: microtubule.
UCAGGCAUUUCAUUCUCACCAGACUCAUGAAAGUCGACUUGUGAGAGCGCUAAUAACAGAAAACCUACGAUUUCCAUGCCCUCAUAUUUUUUUUAAUAAAAAGUCCGAGAAUGCGUGAGUGCAUCUCUAUCCACGUUGGUCAAGCUGGAGUCCAGAUUGGCAAUGCCUGCUGGGAACUCUAUUGUCUUGAGCACGGCAUCCAGCCAGAUGGGCAGAUGCCCAGCGACAAGACCAUUGGAGGAGGUGAUGACUCCUUCAACACCUUCUUCAGUGAGACCGGAGCUGGAAAGCACGUCCCCAGGGCUGUGUUUGUAGACCUGGAGCCCACUGUCAUUGAUGAGGUGCGCACUGGUACAUACCGUCAGCUGUUCCACCCUGAGCAGCUCAUCACUGGAAAGGAAGAUGCUGCCAAUAACUACGCCCGUGGCCACUACACUAUUGGAAAGGAAAUCAUUGAUCUUGUUUUGGACAGAAUUCGCAAACUGGCUGACCAGUGCACAGGUCUCCAGGGUUUCCUGGUGUUCCACAGCUUUGGUGGUGGAACCGGUUCUGGCUUCACCUCUCUGCUGAUGGAGCGUCUGUCUGUGGACUAUGGCAAGAAGUCCAAGCUGGAGUUCUCCAUCUCUGAGCAACACCACAGCUAUUGCUGA